AUGGAAAGCGUUCUAGGGUUGGGGAGGCUCCCCUUCAGUUUUAUGAAGACUUUAUAUCUGUUCGGCAAAUCGGACAUCCCAGCAGCCGCUUUACCUUCUAUGGCCGUAGCCCUCGUGCUUGCUGCACCAUGUGGCUUUCACCUGAUCAUCACCGGGUUUCUGUGGAAUCAACUACAUCUUCUCACGUUCCAGGUCAAAAACCAGAUCGAUGGUAUAGAAGAGGAUGGCAUAGCAAAGCCACAUCGGCCCUUGCCCUCUGGCAGGAUCACACCAGGACAAGCUACCCUCCUUUAUCACGUCCUUUUCUUACUGAUGUGGAUUGCUGCCAUAUACACAAACACGGUCUCGUGCACUUUAGUCUAUUCGAUCGCCAUAGUGGUAUACAACGAGGGAGGGCUGGCCGCUAUUCCAGUAGUAAAGAACUUCAUCGGAGCUAUCGGUCUCGGUUGCUACUGUUGGGGUACAACGAUCAUUUUUGAUGGCGGUAAAGAGUUACAUGGAUUGAAGGCCGUCGCAGUACUGAUGAUAGUUGCCAUUUUCGCUACUACUGGCCAUGCCCAAGACUUCCGUGACCGCACCGCUGAUACAACACGGGGUCGCAAAACAAUCCCGCUACUGCUGUCCCAGCCUGUAGCGCGCUGGUCACUGGCCGUGCUAACGGUGGCGUGGACUUUGGGGUUGAUUGCCUUGUGGAAACCACCGGCGAUAGUUACUCUGGCAUACGUUGCUGCGAGUAUGCGUUGUUUUGCCGGUUUUCUCACUAGCUAUGACGAGAAGGACGAUUAUGUCUCUUAUUGUUGGUAUGGGUUUUGGCUUCUUGGUAGUAACAUCCUACCCAUCUUUCCUCGUUUGAGAGGCGAGCUUCCUUAG
Messenger RNA from Aspergillus pseudoviridinutans, 870 nucleotides. It is a transcript of the gene fma-TC, whose product is annotated as terpene cyclase fmaA. Bases 1 to 870 code for a protein of 289 amino acids. Gene Ontology annotation, cellular component: membrane. The record is from RefSeq and is a predicted model, not a curated record. The transcript is spliced from 7 exons. Gene Ontology annotation, molecular function: transferase activity, transferring alkyl or aryl (other than methyl) groups. Lineage: Eukaryota; Fungi; Ascomycota; Eurotiomycetes; Eurotiales; Aspergillaceae.